Strongylocentrotus purpuratus (purple sea urchin) is the source of this 1575-nucleotide messenger RNA. RefSeq names its product homeobox protein Hox-B1. The record is from RefSeq and is a predicted model, not a curated record. Gene Ontology annotation, cellular component: nucleus. Bases 49 to 603 code for a protein of 184 amino acids. Gene Ontology annotation, molecular function: RNA polymerase II cis-regulatory region sequence-specific DNA binding; DNA-binding transcription factor activity, RNA polymerase II-specific. NCBI's taxonomy places the organism in Eukaryota, Metazoa, Echinodermata, Echinoidea, Camarodonta, Strongylocentrotidae. Gene Ontology annotation, biological process: regulation of transcription by RNA polymerase II. The transcript has 2 exons.
UCAAAUGGCCACUGUUCUUUACAAAGCACAUCAUGUAUGUAUGUGUAAAUGUAUAAAAACUUUUUUUUUAAAGCAAUGCUAAACACCUUUCUUUUGUUUUUAUCUGUCUUCUCUCGAUUUACAGUCAAGGCAGGCGACUUUGCUACAAAUGCAGCCAACAACAAUGGUCGAACCAACUUUACCAACAAGCAACUUACAGAGCUAGAGAAAGAAUUCCACUUUAACAAAUACCUAACCCGAGCCCGAAGAAUAGAAAUAGCCGCCAUGCUAGGCCUCAACGAAACACAGGUGAAGAUUUGGUUCCAGAACAGACGAAUGAAAGAGAAGAAGAAGAUGAAAGAAUGCAUCCCUCCACCGCACCUUGGUCACUCCAUGUCCCACCUCCAUCACAUGCACUCAUCCGUUGCCAUGACAACCCCAUCAUCACUAUCUGUCCACCAGGCGUCGCCGCCCUUGCCGCACUUCACGGGAGCUCUUCCGGGUCAGACCAUCUUAUCCGGUGGGUCAUCACUGGGAGAUUCCGAACUGAAAUCAGGUAGCUACUGUGGGCAUGCGCACCUUAGCCACACCGGUUCAGCCAUGGUCAUUACAAAUGGAACUUAAAGCUUUGCGGAACAAGAGACGGUGACAUUCCUCAUUCAGUUUGUAAUAUACAGAGUAGACUUUGUGGCUAUUUAUGAACUUGAUAAAGUAAGAUGCUAAUAUAUUUGGGUCCGCGCCAUUUUGAGGUUUCCCCACAAAAUGGCGCCGCGAUGAGAGGUCACGUGGUAUCGAUGGAGUAAACUCGGGUGAAUUGAGCAACCUUUGUGGCGUACAGAUGACACGAAAUAUACAACAUCUAAACUUGAAGACACGCUGCACAACCUACCGGAGACAAAACAUCGUUCAUCUCUUCAGCCUCGUAACCCAAGACUUCAUGGAGUUCAUGUUAUUGGUAAACAAAAAUUGAUGGCGAUUAACUGACAAAUAUAUCUUACCUUUAAAUGUAGCUUUUAUCUUAAAGCAUUUUCCCCUCUUGAACAUCCUACACCAAUCAAUGUUUGAAUAAAGCGUAUACUGUGUACACUUUGUAUACCAGAAUCAUUCAUUUGGUAUAGGUAGAUACUUGUCAGUGUGUAAAUGCACUGUAGAUAAUUUGUAAAGGUGUUAACUGGUCAGUCACUUUGAAAUGUCUUCUUUAACGUUGUAUUAACACGUUCAGUAUCAUGUAUGCAGACAUUUUGGUCUUAUUUUGAAAAAAAAUCACUGCAAGUGUUAGGUAAAUAAGUGAUUAGCUUGGUUAUGAAUGGGUGAUUAAUUUUUCAAAUUGUUUACGACCAAGUUCCUCUGUUACAAUAUGUCUCUGCUUAUUAAACAGUGAUGUCUUUAAAGGUAUUUCAGAUCUGACGACAACAUAUGUAAAUGAAUUAAUGUACAAGUAGUGACAACUAAAAACGACUAUUGCGGCAGGAUUUCGAAAUAAAAAAUGAGAUGAUAGAGCUAAGUUUAUAAGAAUUUAUACUUAGUUAUUUUAAUUCUGGAGAAGUCGUCAUGUAAAUCGAGAGACAUGUAUUAACACUCACAAAUUUAUCUCUC